Ascochyta rabiei is the source of this 855-nucleotide messenger RNA. RefSeq names its product Acylglycerol lipase. Gene Ontology annotation, cellular component: membrane. Gene Ontology annotation, molecular function: lipase activity. The coding region runs from base 1 to 855 and encodes 284 amino acids. The record is from RefSeq and is a predicted model, not a curated record. Lineage: Eukaryota; Fungi; Ascomycota; Dothideomycetes; Pleosporales; Didymellaceae. The transcript has a single exon.
AUGUCGCAACCUACAACUCCGGAACUGAAGCACGAGACUGUCACUCUUUCGACUGGCUCGGUGUCACACAUCUGGCGGACCCAAGCAACAACUGCGCGCGCAAUAAUAGUAAUCCAGCAUGGCUUCUGCGAGUACGCUGAACGAUACGUGGACUCACACCACAGCCUCGUCCGCGAAUUCAACGCAACUGGCUACACCGUUUACGCACUGGACAUGUGGGGCCACGGACGGUCACCAGGCACUCGAGGAGUGACACACAUAGGAAAAGCUGUUCAAGACCACGUUGAGCUGCGGAGACUCGCCAGCAAAGAGAAAGUGCCCAUUUUUCUGUUCGCACACUCUCUCGGUGGACUCGUCACAGCGGGGAGCGUAACCGUGGACCCUGAGAACCUUAACGGAGUCGUGAUGACGGGCCCAGCAUUGCCGGAUCUCAUCCCAAGCAUCGCAAGAGCUGCGGUGGGGGCUUUGGCGAGGACCAUUCCAACCGUCUCUGUCCCCAUGCCCAGUGCAUCGCUCGACGGCCUUACUAGGGACCAGGAGGAGAUCAAACGGUUCACCGCAGACCCGCUCGUGACCCGACGGCAGAUUCCGUUUCUGCUAGCGGCGACGGCUCUCGAUACCAUGCAGCAGAUCAAUGACGGGUUCAAGAAGUGGACAGUGCCAAUUUUGGUGCUUCACGGCACUGCCGACACGUAUACGGAGUGGAAGGGGAGCGAGAAAUUUGUCAAUGGGAUCGCGUCCGAGGAUAAGACGUUUCGAAAGUACGAAGAUGGGAGACAUGAGUUGUUGCUGGACCCGCCAUGUGCGGACGAGGUAUUGAAGGAGAUACUUGGAUGGAUAGAGAAGCACGUGUGA